ACCUCUCUGUCUUCAGUCACUGAAGGGCCACUUUCAUCUUUAUCAUCUGCACUGUUACUCUGCUUAAGGCUAAUUUAUCAGAAAAUAGGAUGGUGUCCCCUGCUAUUGCUCUGGCCUUCAUCCCCCUCCUGCUGACAGUGCUCAUCAGGUGCCGUUUCUACUUUGUGCUGUUCUAUCGGGCGGUCCUGGUCAGGAUCUGGAGGGACUGUGUUACCGGCCUGAGUCGAGAGGAGCGUGCCUACCAGUACGUUCUCACUCACGCCACCCCCGGAGACCCCGACAGCAUCCUGGACGCCUUUGAUGUCUGGUGCAGCAAGAUGGAGUUCAUCAGCACCAUUGGGCCUAAAAAGGGGAAGGUCCUGGACCGGAUGCUGAUGGAGCAGAGCCCUCUGACGGUGCUGGAGCUGGGCUCUCACUGCGGGUACACCACAGUGCGCAUCGCCCGCUCUCUGCCCUUGGGUGCCAGGCUCUACAGCGUGGAGAUGGACCAGAGAAAUGCUGCUAUCGCCGAGAAAAUUAUCCGCCUGGCAGGGUUUGACGAUGACACGGUGGAGCUCAUCGUGAAUCCAUCCGAUGAAGUGAUACCUCGGCUGCGGUCUGAAUAUGGUUUGGAAAGGCUGGAUUUUGUCUUCAUGGACCACUGGAAGAAAUGCUACCUCCCUGAUCUGCAGAUGUUGGAGGGUACUGGUCUGCUGGGAAAAGGGUCUAUGAUCGUGGCCGACAAUGUGCUGUUCCCUGGGGCGCCAAAGUUCCUCAGAUACAUUCGGAAGAGCGGCCUGUACGAGUGGAAGGUCCACCGUGCCACACUAGAGUACAGCCGAGGCAUCAGGGACGGGAUGGCUGAGCUGGUGUUCCAGGGAAUCAAGUAGAUCAUGCAGACUGGGACAUCAUCCCACACUUCAAGUCAGGUAUACUACUAUAGAGUAGCUAGCAAAGGAUGAAUUCAUUACGGUAAAAACAUUUAUUAAACUAAAUUUUAAUGGUAAAGACAGUUGUUAAAUCCCCGAAAGAGUUAAAUUCACCAUAACAUUGUGGCAUGCCAGUGUGUUAUAUUAUGAAGUUGCAUUGUAUCUGUUAUUUCCUAAGUAACUUCCUGCCAGCUCCCCCUCCUGGCUAAAAAGGAGAAUGAUUAGUGAAAGAAACUGUCAUGUAACACUUGU
Messenger RNA from Gymnodraco acuticeps, 1160 nucleotides. RefSeq names its product transmembrane O-methyltransferase (gene tomt). The coding region runs from base 90 to 869 and encodes 259 amino acids. Gene Ontology annotation, biological process: dopamine metabolic process; catecholamine catabolic process; developmental process. NCBI's taxonomy places the organism in Eukaryota, Metazoa, Chordata, Actinopteri, Perciformes, Bathydraconidae. The record is from RefSeq and is a predicted model, not a curated record. The transcript has 5 exons. Gene Ontology annotation, molecular function: catechol O-methyltransferase activity.